AACUGGAAAAAAAAAAAGAAAAAAAAGAGAUUUUUCAGAGAGGAGUUUCUUCUGGUUAGGUUAUUGAUCUUAGCAAUAACCAUGGAAGAACAGAUUUAUCAUCAAACUAAAAAACCCCAUGUAGUAAUCUUUCCUACACCAGGUAUGGGUCAUCUAAUCCCACUCACUGAGUUAGCCAAACAACUCGUUCACCAUCACAACUUCUCCAUUACCCUCAUACUUCCUACUAUCGGUCCGCCAUCCAUGGCAAUGAAAUCCGUCCUCGAUCGCCUACCAGAAACCAUUACUUGCAUUUUGUUAUCUCCUGUCAACUUAGACGAUCAACCCAAAGAUGCUAAAGGUGAAACAAGAAUUUCAAUUGCCAUGGUCCGGUCAUUACCUUAUCUCCGCGAAGAAUUGAAACGCGUAAUCUCUAGUAAACGUGUUGCUGCGUUCGUCAUUGAUCUGUUUGGUACUGAUGCUUUCGACCUUGCAAAAGAAUUUGGCAUCCGACCAUAUAUUUUCUUUCCUUGUAAUGCUAAUGUAUUGCAAUUACUUUUGAAUUUAUCUAGUCUUCAUCAAAGUUAUUCUGGUGCAUUCAAGGAUCUGCCUCAACCACUUUGUCUUCCGGGCUGCGUUCCUAUUCCAGGAACUGAAAUCUUGCCACCGCUUCAAGACAAGAAAGAUGAUGCAUAUAUGUGGAUUUUGCAUCACGCUCGGCGUUAUAGCUUGGCCGAAGGUAUUUUGGUUAACACAUUUGUUGAUUUGGAAUCAAGUGUUUUGGAAGUAUUGCAACAAGGAAUACCGACCAUCUACCCGGUUGGACCUAUUACAAGCAGUAGCUCAAUUGGCAAGGGUUUUGAUGACGCGUCAGGGUGUUUGCAGUGGUUGGAUAAUCAGCCACUUGAAUCUGUUUUAUAUGUAUCAUUUGGUAGUUUUGGGUUUCUGUCUUAUGAACAGAUGAUUGAAUUGGCAUAUGGGUUAGAGAUAAGUGGGCAAAGAUUUUUGUGGGUUGUCAAAUGCCCGGCAGCAGCAACAAUCGAUGCUUCUUUAUCCAAGCAGAUGAGAACAGAUCCAUUUCAUUUCCUGCCUGAUGGAUACUUGAAUAGGAUACACGGCUCGGGAUUCUUAGUGCCUUCAUGGGCGCCGCAGAUCCAGAUACUAAACCAUGGAUCAACAGGAGGAUUCUUGAGCCAUUGCGGAUGGAAUUCGACGCUUGAGAGCAUUGUUUGCGGCAAACCAAUGAUCACAUGGCCUCUUUACGCGGAACAAAGAAUGAAUGCGGUAAUGUUGGUGGAGGAUAUAGGAGUUGCGGUUCGACCGAAGCCUGACGAAAACGGUUUGAUUGGACGAGAAGAGAUUUCUCGAGUUGUUAAGAUACUGAUGGGAGGAGGAGGAGAAGGAAAGAGUCUUAGGGACAAGACAAGACAACUUAAGGAAGGUGCUGCAAGUGUAGUGAGUGAAGAUGGAUCAUCUAACAUUUCAUUUCUUGAAGUUGUAGACAAGUGGAAACAGCUUAGCAGCUAAUGCACCUGACAUAAAAUUUGUGUAUCCAUGUAAAAGAUUUGAUUGUUGAGUGAAAAUUGUUUGUAUUUUCUUACUACGACCAAGAGAAAUGAAAUGCAAAUUUACAAUGGAA
Molecule: messenger RNA, 1618 nt
Organism: Papaver somniferum (opium poppy)
Lineage: Eukaryota; Viridiplantae; Streptophyta; Magnoliopsida; Ranunculales; Papaveraceae
Product: hydroquinone glucosyltransferase-like
Exons: 2
Coding region: 82-1506 (474 amino acids)
Molecular function (GO): UDP-glycosyltransferase activity
Source: RefSeq, a predicted model, not a curated record